This is a messenger RNA of Lachancea meyersii CBS 8951, 3660 nucleotides long. NCBI's taxonomy places the organism in Eukaryota, Fungi, Ascomycota, Saccharomycetes, Saccharomycetales, Saccharomycetaceae. The record is from the annotation of a GenBank genome assembly.
AUGCUUUGGUCUAAAUCAGCUUGGAUUUCAACUGUUCUCGCGGGUGCCAAACUAUGCAAUGCAGCUCAAUUAGAACAAAUCGAGCGUAAGCUGGGCAUUGAGAACUUUGAAGUGCCUCAAUUAGACUUUUCGCAAAGCAGCAAUGGUGGGGCUCAACUGCUGGGCAACUACCAAGACCUGAACUACUACAGGUAUACCGGUCAAAGCAACUUCACUGGUAAUGUCAGCAACACGACGACUGAUCAACGACUAAUCUACAUUUCAGACGGAACUUUUAUAGAGCUCUACACUCCACAGAACAACGACAGCUUUAAUAUCAAUCAGAUUGUUCCGCUAGCAUCCGAUUCCUUCAUUCUCAGUGGAUCGGGCUCCCUGUCAGGCCUACAAUUAGAUCAUCAAGUUGUGCUUAACCUAUCAACGCUUGAGUAUAAACAGAUAUUCCCACAAGCAUUGUCAAAAGUCAAUGCAAUUGAAGUUGUAGAUGACAUCGUUUAUUUUGGUGGGUCAUUCGAAUACAAACACUCAAACUCAACUGUUCAUUCAGUUAUCUCUUGGGACUAUACAAAAAAUCAGAUUGAGACUGUGCCCUUCGGUGGGUUUGGUUCAGACUCGACAGUCAACUCCAUCUUGCCAUGGAAUGAUGAGACCCUUUUCUUUGCCGGUAAUUUCUCCACAAUCGAUAACAUCACGAUGUUCGAGAAUUACACGAACUCCAGUAAAUUCAACGAAACUGCUCCCGAGCUUGGCAACCCAAUAUCUCUGAGAAGUGCGCAGUUUGACUCCGCUGGAAGUUUGAAUGCAAAUCAACUCAUAUGCCCUUCGUCUUCACAGGACGCUGGAUGGCUAGAAAGUGGUAAUACCAAUGGCGAAUUCGAGCUCACAUUUGCAGUUCAAACGAAGGCCUCAAAGCUUCGUCUUUUCAACUCGCCGGUUGCAGAUGAACAGGUUUCGUUAUUCCGUGUAAUCACGUCACCCUCCAACAGCAUAAUGAAUCUUACUUAUCUGGAUCCCUCGACAGGAUCACUAACCUCCUGUGACGCAUGGUGCCCGCUUUAUGCUACGGCCAAUUUGAGUGUUGCUAGUUUACAGACAGCAAACGCUGACAGAGUUUCUUUCCUGAACAAUCAAACCACACUCGAAUGGUCCAGUUCGUACCAAGACUUCGCCUUUGUCGAUGAAGUACCCAUCUCUACUCUCACUUUUAUAGCCCUAGACUCAUACGGCUCGAGUGUUGGAAUUAAGUCACUAGAACUCUUCGAAGGUCAGAUCUCAAUCUUCGCUAAUAACACACUCAAUGUGCCUAACUGCGACAAUACAGUGUACAAGUCCCAAUCAGAAAUUUCCGAGACCACUUUAUGGAACUCCAGUUCAACAGGCGAACGCUACAUUUAUACUUCUUUUGACAGUAGUCAAGAAUCACCUUCUGUGAACUAUUCGGUCGAGAUUGAUUAUCCUGGCACAUACACGGUCAACCUACUAACCCCGGGAUGUUUGUCUGAUGAUACUUGUGGAGCAAGAGGUAUAGUCAAUGCUACGGUACUUGACAAAAAGAACAAUACGGUAUUAUCCACAUUUCAAAUUUACCAGAACAAUGACUACGAAAAGUAUGAUACCCUUUACUCUGGACCUCUCAGUGACAGCAUAGUUGUAAGAGUUAUUUACCAAACUCCCAUUCCAAGCAGCUCAGAGGAUUAUGUUAUGGUUGCCGAUAAGAUCGAGGUUGUCAUUCAGGACUUUGAUGACUCUGUUUUCGACACAACGAGGAAGUCGGGUCUCUUGAAUGGUUUUUUGCAGUACAAUUUGGCGAACUCAACAGCAGUUAUGUCAAAUACAACUUCCAACUCAACAUCGGAUCUAAGAGCCUUCUCGAUUGUAGAACUCUCGAAGGGCGCCAACAUAUUUGUCGACAGACUUCAGAACACAUUCGUAUUACUGACAUCGUCCGGCGAAAUGGUCACAGGAAGUCUAGGGGAAAACCUUGAAAUCUCUGAUAUUCGCGUGAAUACCAUUGGCAACAAAAUCGAGGGUGUGAGAGCCUACUCUAAUGGCCUGGCAAUAAUAGGAGCAUUCAAUGGCUCUUCGACAGCACAAACUUUCGAUAACAAUGGAACGCUUUCUGAAUUCCCGCUGCUGGAUACCCAAGCGACUCGCGUCACCAACAUUACCUUAGAUGGUGACGAAAUCCUUUUUUUCAAUGAGAAUGCAGCCUUCAAUGUUACUUUGAAUGAAGUCAUGCUCAAUAACUCCAAGCUGACGAUUUCGGCUCUAAGUGCAGGUUCGAACUCUUUGAAUGAUACCUUGAUGCAAGGAACAUUGAUUCACAAUGACUUCACAUCGCUAAAUGGGCUUUUCUCUAUUUCUACGGGAACUAUCAUACCCUCAAACCAGACUAAUGCAUUUGAGUCCAAAAUUCCGUAUGACGCCGUUUUCGUUGAUAAUAGCAAAUCAAUCUAUGCAUGUUUUGAUACAGAAGCCUCCUCAGAUCCUCACAGUUUAAUGAAGGUUGAAAACGCAAGUCGUAUUCAGAGCCUGCCAUAUAAAUGGCCUGCUGCAAUUUCUGCCCUGGCGUACUUGAAGAACGACUCUCUUUUGGCAAUCGGGUUAGAUAACCAAAUAUCCGGCCCGCAAUUCGCCUUAACAAAUCUCAGUACGAACGAAAACAUCGCCAACACAUCUUGGGCCAGUGGAGGAUCUAUAAGCUCUUUCAUUUUCCUCGAGAAAAAUACGUCUAUUUUGGUAGGUGGAAACUAUACUGAUGAAAAAUCGAACUGUUCAGGACUCUGUCUCUUUGAUUACAGCAAAAAUACCUGGUCAUCUUUCAUGAACAAUUCGCUGACUGGUAUCAUCAGCAGCAUGAGACUUUUGAACGAAACUUCCGUCGCCGUCGCAGGCUCUUUGCAGCUAAACGGCACUCAAAGUGCCAGUCUUGCCGCUAUAUCCUUGGCAAACGGCACGUCCCAAGUCAUAAAAGCGGGAAAUGAAACAAUUAGAGACUUCAUUUAUUUGGGAGACUCUCAGGACAAUAUUAUUGCGCUGUCAGAGCGCAAUGUUUACCAGCUCACGAAUGGCAGCUGGAUAAAAAUUUCCUCGAUGUUUAAAUCAUCUUCUCGCUUCGAAGAGGCUCGCAACUUCCCAUCAGCCAAUCUCUCCUCAGGUCAGGAGAAGGACAACGAGACCGAAGCCGUAGUAAUUACUGGUGAUCUUUAUCAUGAACAAUACGGCUUCUUGAACGCCAUAAUCUAUCAAUCUCGAAAGUGGACUCCAUAUUUUACCACGUCAUUCUCGGCAGCUGCUUCAAACUUGGACCAGCCACCUCGCAUAUUCACAAACAGAGACCUGACAUCAGUUGACAACUACCAAGGGUUCUUUCAGAGUGCGUUUGCAAGUAAUUCCUCCAAUUCUGGCGAAAAUCCAUCUAGUCCCGCUCCCUCAUCAGACACGCAUCAACGAGGUGGUAAAAAGCUUGUAGAUCGGGGAUUCGUUGUGCUGAUUGGUCUUGCGCUAUCUAUGGGAACAGUAGCCGUCCUGGGGACACUGGGAGUAGCAUUUUCCUACUUUUUCGGGGAUAGUACUGACAGCUACCAGUCACUGAAACCACGUAUCGAUGAAAACGAUAUGAUAGACAGUGUUCCACCGGAACAGCUCAUGAAAUUCAUAUAA